Messenger RNA from Argentina anserina (silverweed cinquefoil), 1389 nucleotides. RefSeq names its product zinc finger CCCH domain-containing protein 3. Gene Ontology annotation, cellular component: U12-type spliceosomal complex. The transcript has 6 exons. Gene Ontology annotation, molecular function: zinc ion binding. Bases 22 to 468 code for a protein of 148 amino acids. The record is from RefSeq and is a predicted model, not a curated record. NCBI's taxonomy places the organism in Eukaryota, Viridiplantae, Streptophyta, Magnoliopsida, Rosales, Rosaceae.
AGAGAGAGAGAGAGAGUUGCAAUGCCGUUGGGGAAAUACGAUUGCGAAUACUGCAACAAACAAUUCCAAGACACUCCGUACGCUCGCAAACGCCAUCUUCAGAGCCUCCAACACCUUCGAGCCAAAGCUCAAUGGUUCGACUCCUUCAAAGAUCCUAAUGAUGCUUAUGCACAAAGCUUUGGAAGAGGGGUCUGCAACCGCUUUGUCAAAACGGGAUUCUGUCAAUAUGGGGAUGCUUGCAAGUAUUUCCACCCCAAGAACAGUCAGCAGAAUACAUUUGGGGCUUCAGGCGUAACUGAUGAUAACCAAUCUUCAACUUUCCAAGGGAAUUCAAUGGUUGCAGGCAGCUCUUUGCCAGAUGUGGUGGUGAGAGAUAACAUGGGAAUGUCAUGGGGAAAUCUGCCUCCAUCGCUAAUGCCUCCUCCAGAGGGUGGAUAUCCUUCUAUUCCAUUUGUGGACUGGGGAUGAGUCAUCUGUGUCUUGUAUCCACCACUUAGGUAGUGCUAUCCCAGGAAAUAUGAAAGGUGAAUUUGGAAGUCAAACUGUCCCAUAUCAAGGGCUCUGGAGAAACCCGAUCUUGGUUUUGUAAAAGAUUUGGUGCCUAAUUUACAAUCUGCUGAAGUAAACUCCGCGCAUGAUCUGCUACUAGUCCAGACCAAUUUCUUUGAAUGUGGUGGAGUAGUGAUCGGAAUCAACAUUUCACAUAAGAUCAUUGACGCCUUCACACUCGGCACAUUCCUUAACAGUUGGUCUGCAACUUCCCGUGGCCUGGAACUUCCUCCACAUAAUUAUGUCGGCGAAGCUGUUCCCCCCACUGGAGUUGUUUCAAGCCACGGCUGCAGUUUGAAAAGAUUGCUAAUGAUAGGUGUACAACUAGAAGAUUCUUGUUUGAAUCCUUGAAGAUUUAGUCUCUGAAGUCCAAAGCUGCCAGUACUGCUGUGCCAAAUCUUCUAUGAGUCAUUGUGUCAGCACUGUUUGGAAAUCUGCGAUGAAAGCAUCAACCGCAAACUCAAAUUCUGCAAGACCAUCAUCAUCAGCAUGGGUGGUUGCAAAAGACUAUAUGGCUCCACCAGUUGGUGCAGGUUGCCUUUUUAUAGAACCAAUUUUGGAUGGGGAAAGUCAUUGAUGAGUAGUCCUGCAAAUGCAGGAUUCAAGAAUUUGAAUUUCAUGAAGGAUACCAGUGAUGGAGGUGGUAUGGAAGCGCGUUUGACAUUGAAAGAAGCAGAGAUGGUUAUACUUGAAAACAAUGGAGAGCUGCUUGCAUAUGCUUCUCUGAAUCCCAAAGCCUCCAGAAUAACAAAUAGCCAUCUCUUGUGCUUCUUACAUGAUGUUCAAUUUGUUACUAGCUACUUGUCUCUGUCUCACUUUCAACAAUGUUUUUCAGGCAUA